AUGCCCUGUAAAAUUAGGUUCUUUUCGUUCCUGAUCAGAGGAGGAAAACCAACACCAUUUUUUACCUUUGCAAUGGCUUUUUUAUUCUGUGUAGUCAAUGGUUAUUUACAAGGAAUAUAUCUUCUCUUUCACGCCCCACGGGAUGACCACAAAUGUGUUACAUCACCACAGUUAAUUACAGGUUUGGUCAUGUUUUUCACUGGUAUGGUAAUAAACAUUCAUUCUGAUCAUGUUUUAAGAAAUCUGAGGAAACCAGGUGAAACUGGAUACAAGAUACCUCGUGGUGGAAUGUUUAACUAUAUCUCAGGUGCUAAUUUCUUUGGUGAGAUUUUAGAAUGGUGGGUAUUCUUUAUUUUAUGUCCAUCAUUACCAAGUUUAGCCUUUGCUGUUUUUACUACUUGUAAUAUCGGACCACGUGCUGUACAGCAUCACAGAUGUUAUAUACAGAAGUUUGAUGACUAUCCAAAAAACAGAAAAGCCGUUAUACCUUUUAUUCUGUAGAGAACG
Mytilus californianus (California mussel) is the source of this 507-nucleotide messenger RNA. Its product is annotated as 3-oxo-5-alpha-steroid 4-dehydrogenase 1-like. Gene Ontology annotation, biological process: steroid biosynthetic process. Gene Ontology annotation, molecular function: 3-oxo-5-alpha-steroid 4-dehydrogenase activity. The record is from RefSeq and is a predicted model, not a curated record. NCBI's taxonomy places the organism in Eukaryota, Metazoa, Mollusca, Bivalvia, Mytilida, Mytilidae. Bases 1 to 501 code for a protein of 166 amino acids. The transcript is spliced from 5 exons.